Drosophila bipectinata is the source of this 4540-nucleotide messenger RNA. RefSeq names its product cold shock domain-containing Unr (gene Unr). Lineage: Eukaryota; Metazoa; Arthropoda; Insecta; Diptera; Drosophilidae. The record is from RefSeq and is a predicted model, not a curated record. Gene Ontology annotation, molecular function: nucleic acid binding.
UUUUUCUCUUUGAUAUAAAAAAAAUACACAAAAAACCGAAAAAAAAUAAAUACCAUUAAGGAGUAUAUAAAACCAAAAUAGUGAGAAUCAACCAAGUGUUUUCCCGUUAUAUUUCGCGCUCUCUCCAAGUUCAAAGUUCGAAACUUUUUUAAACUUCAAGUUCAAGAUCGACUCUCCGUUCGUUCCAACCACCGUUCUCGUCAUUCGCAUCCUUUAAAGGGAUAUAAUCGCAACCAGUCUCCAACUUGCUAGUCCUUAUCAGCAUUUUCUUUGUUAUCAGCAAUAGACUCCAAUAGAUCCAUUCACAAUGAAUACCCAAUCGAAGGUAUACCGCACCGGCGAAGAAAUCUAUGAUAACAUGCCAAUAGAUGGCUAUUUCAACAUCAAUGCCAUUCGCAAUCUGGGAAUCCCUACAACUUUCCCUACGAUUGGAACCUUUACGCUUGAUUCUACCACUUUGGGGAUGCAACAACAAUCGCAGGGACCGCCGCAGCAGCAGCAACAACAACAGCAGCCACCCAACAUGCAUCACCAUCAACAGCAGCAGCAGCAUCAGCAACACCAACAACAUCAGCAGCAGCAGCAACAUCAACAACAACAACAUCAGCAGCAGCACCAACAUAUGCAACAGCAACAACAACAGCAGCAACAACAACAACAGCAGCAACAACAUCCCAGCAUUGGAAUGUUUGAUGCCAACGAGGUGAACGAUGUCAUCCAGAAUCCACCACAGAUUGGUGUCUUUCAAUCGAAUAGCGUGUUGACCAAUGGAGCCGGUAGCUCCUCCUCGAUGUUUGGCUCCCAGUCGAGCAAUUCUUCGGCUGCCCCCAACACUGAUCCCAGCCAGGCCACUCGUGAAACUGGUAUCAUCGAGAAAUUGCUGCACUCUUAUGGGUUUAUUCAAUGCUGCGAGCGUCAGGCGCGUCUCUUCUUCCAUUUCUCGCAGUUCAGCGGCAAUAUUGAUCAUUUGAAGAUUGGAGAUCCCGUCGAGUUCGAGAUGACCUAUGAUCGCCGCACUGGCAAGCCGAUAGCUAGUCAAGUGUCCAAGAUAGCACCGGAGGUGGUGCUCUCCGAGGAGCGGGUAACCGGCACUGUCACCACUGAGUUGCGCACCGAUAGUGCCAACAAUGUGCUCAGCUCCAGCGAGACCACCGGCCGGAUCAGCUAUGAGAACCGGGGCGAAUGCUUCUUCUUACCAUAUACCAAAGACGAUGUCGAGGGCAAUGUGAACUUGCGUGCUGGCGACAAGGUCAGCUUUCAAAUUGCAACGAACCAAAGAGGCAACCUGGGUGCCUGCCAUAUUCGCCUGGAGAAUCCGGCCCAGCCGGUUAAAUACCGCGGAGUAGUCUGCUCAAUGAAGGAGUCUUUCGGUUUUAUCGAACGCGCCGAUGUUGUCAAGGAGAUAUUCUUUCAUUUCUCCGAGGCCGAGGGCAAUGUAGAGCUACGUCCCGGUGAUGAUGUUGAGUUCACCAUUCAGACGCGUAGCGUAAGUGGCAGUGGGGAUCCGGCAAACGCUCACCUCCAUUCAAAGAUGCAGUCUCCGUCUGUGCCCCCGCAGGGCCGUGAAUAUGCCUGCAACAUUACGCGCUUGCCUCCGGGCUCCGUGAUCUUCGAGGACGUCGAUAGCACUGUGUAUAAGGGCCAGGUGCUCAAGUCCCUCGAUCGCAAUAAUCCCGUUCGUCAGAAUAACGAUCCAUUGCCGGGACGUAUACGCUACAGAGCUUUGGACUACUCCGAGGUGGAGGUACCCUUUGGCGAUAAGGAUCAGAAGGGUGACUUCACCCUGCGCCAUGGAGACUGGGUGCAGUUCUUCCUGGCCACCGAUCGGCGGGAUCAAUUGCAACGGGCCACAUCGAUUGCCUUGCUGGAUGAGACUUUCAAGGUGUCUGGAGAAAAGCGAGAGCAGGGCACCAUUGCCUCGCUCAAGGAAGGUUUUGGAUUUUUGCGCUGCGUGGAGCGACAAGCGCGUCUAUUUUUCCACUUUACUGAAGUUCUAGAUACGUGCCGCGAAAUUGACGUAAACGAUGAGGUGGAAUUCACUGUCAUCCAGGAGCCAGGCCUGGCCUAUAAUAACUCGCGUUUGCAGGCCAUACGCAUUAAACACUUGCCGCCCAACUCAGUGCAAUUUGAAACUUUAAUGGCCAGCAACAUUGAAGGUUGCGUGACACGCGAGGCUCCCAAGAGCCCAAUUAAAUCUCAAGAUCGCGUAGAAGGCGGUGUGAUUACCUAUGAACAUGGCGAUGUUAAAAAGACUAUAAUGUAUUUUCUUAAAGACUGCGAAAAACCACCAAGGAUUGGGGAGCGAGUGCGCUUCGAUAUUUACAUGGUCAAACGUAACAAGGAGUAUAUAGCCGUCAAUGUGCAGCAAGUUUCCUUGCAGCAACAGCAACAACAACAGCAGCAACAGCAACUGCUGAAUCAACCGAAUUCCGGUGGCAAUCAUAACCAAAAUGAUCAACUUUCUGCUCUGUCGAACGGCAUCAGCGGCAGUGGCUCGAAUCCCUCUAUGCAGAAUGGCUAUGUGAUGCACGGCAGUCCCGGUGGAAGCACCAGCAGUGUGGGCAGCAACAAUCCAGCCCACAUGGAUGACUUUAAGCUGGAGAACAACAAUCAUGCCAGUUCCGAGGCUGGGCAGGUGUAUCGCGGCUUUAUUGCCGUGAUGAAGGAGAAUUUUGGAUUCAUUGAGACCUUGUCCCACGACGAGGAGGUCUUCUUCCACUUCAGCAACUAUCAUGGCAAUCCAAACUGGUUGGAGCUGGGCCAGGAGGUGGAGUACACUCUGGCUCCCAAUGGGAAUACAUCCGUUUCUGGCAACUGCCUGCCAGCCGAGAAUGUUCGAAUGCUGCCCAAGAACUCAAUUCCACAGCCGGCAGUGCUGGAUCCCGUUCACAAUGGCGUGGUGGCCCGUCCACUUCGAUGCAUUAAUCCCGAUCAGCAGGAGUAUGCUGGUCUCAUCGAGAUCCUUGACGAGCAGCGCACUACUGUCAUAUCACAGCACGAGUUCGGCAUAACCAGUUUGGUGAACAAGCGGGAUCUUCUUCAGAAGGGUGAUCUUGUCAGCUUCCGCAUCGAUGAGAGCGGUCGGGCCGCUGUGGUUAACGCUGUGCGUCAGAAAAAGCGCGCCACUGUGGACUCCAUCAAGGGCCAGUUUGGAUUCCUCAACUUUGAGGUGGAGGACGGGAAGAAGCUCUUCUUCCACAUGUCCGAGGUGCAGGGAAGCACUGUGGCUUUGCACCCCGGGGAUACCGUGGAGUUCUCUGUGGUUACAAAUCAGCGUAAUGGAAAGUCUUCGGCUUGCAAUGUUCUGAAAAUAAACGAUCGUCCGGAUCGUCUGAUCUCGCGCCUCAAGCUCAAUGGCGAUGACACUGUGCCGCGCCUAAUACUCAUCCGCGCACCCAAGGGACCGCAGGGCAAGGGCUUUUCCGUUCUGGCGCGCCAUCCACGCAUUCCAGGCACUUUGGUGGAGUAGAUUGCUGCUGUAAUAUCGAAUUAGCCACACAGAGAGGGAUAUUGAAUGCACAUCAAAGACAACUACCUACAGAUAAAGCUAUACGUUUAAAAUCCUUGUACGCAAGCCAUUGAUUAGCGAGCAGGAAGAGACCCAAUCAAUCAACUAACUAACAGCAAUGUGAAUUUGUCGCCCUAUACCAUAUACAAACACAAACAAACACAUUUAUAAAGAAUAUAAUCCUUAGAUGAAACAAAAACUAAAUAAUACAAAACUCUAUUGGAAACGAUCGUAAUUGAUAAUAAUCGAUAGCAACAGCAUAUGGCAUACAUUUACGAUUAAUACGAUUAAUUACAAAACUACUUAAUAGCAACUCAACAAGAGAACUCUUCGUGUCUGAAAUCGAAACUUAUUUGUAAUACUACCAACUAACCCUCCACCAUUGUAACGCUAUGCUCUUGACUCGAUUCGAGUUGAAGCGAAAUGAAAUUGAAAUUCAAGUGUCUGAGAGAUGAAACCAAAACGUUUGUAUACGUAUACUAUUUUCUACUAGUUUGCUUUAAUUUUAAACAAAAUAUUUAAAAAAAAGAAAAGAAAAAAAUACAAAAAAAGAAAAAACACUCAAAAAUAAGUGAGAAGGAAACAGGAAACAUAAUCUAUGAAGUAAUUAUUCUAGAAAGGCAACGAAAUCUUUGCAUAAUUGCUUUAGAAAUUGUAUGAAGGCAACCCUCUAUAUAUAUACAAAAAACACUCUUAUCUAUGGCUUGGAUAGUUCCUGCUCCUAUUGAACUGUAUCUUGCUCCACUCGUAUUCUAAUGUACUUCUCGAAAACUGUUCUUUCACUGCUUUCUAAUUAACUGUUAACGAUUUAUAUUUAUUGAAUAAUUAUUGUACUGCUGAACGGCGACUGCAACCAAUUAGGUAGAACACCAUCAGCACCAGGAAACAUCAGCCAGCCAGCCAAUCAAGAAAUAAAAAGAAAGAUGAAAGUAUUUAUAUAGCAAAACAGAAAGUCUAAUUUGUAUACAUGCAUAUAUCUACCAUUUAAAUAUAUAUUUUAUCUAUUCAUUAACGUAAACAUACAUAACACUA